AUGGAAGUCAGAAAGCGAACAGCGAAACAGGAGAAGCAUCCUCAUCACCACCAUUUUUCCGCAAGUGAUGUGGUCCAUGAAACCGCUGAGGUCACACGGGAAGUAGUCGAGAAGGUUGCUGAGAAGUUGACGUGCAUGUGGGACGAACUCCAGGAAUGGCAGAGGGAUAAUCAAUUUAUCAGAUCUGGAUAUCGCCCAGCGACAGCGUCAUAUCUUAAGUCAUUGAAGUCAUUAUCAUAUUGGCAUAAUGAGACCGUAAACAUUUAUAGCCACCUUCUCGGGGCCGUCUUCUUUGGGGUUCUAUCUUCGAUCCUCUACGCCACCUUGUCGCCUCGGUACCCAUCAGCAAGUACGGGAGAUAUCUACGCCUUCCUUAGCUUUUUCAUCGGAUGUCUGUUCUGCCUGGGCAUGUCGGCGUUUUACCAUACCGUAAGCAAUCAUAGCCAUGAAGCGGCAAAAUUAUGGAACGUACUGGACUACGUGGGGAUUGUGGGGUUGAUCACCGGGAGCUUUAUCCCGAGUGUUUAUUAUGGGUUUAAGUGCGAGACGCUUAUCAGAGAUGGGUAUUGGAUUAUGAUCUGCACUAUUGCGGUUUCAUGCGCCACAGUAUCCGUUCAUCCGCAUUUCAGAACACCAAAGUAUCGUCCUGUUAGGACAUCGAUGUUUGUAGCUAUGGGACUCUCCGGUGUGCUUCCCAUAGUACAUGGGAUACAGUUACAUGGGAUUGAGGAGGUGGAGAGGAGGUCGGCGAUGAGUUGGCUGUUGGCGGAAGGUGCCGCUUAUUUGGUUGGAGCGUUGUUGUAUGCGGCAAGAGUCCCGGAGAGGUUGAUGCCCGGGAAGUUUGAUAUCGUGGGGUCGAGUCACCAGAUAUUCCAUAUUUUGGUGCUAGUUGGUGCUGGGUGUCAUUUGAAGGGGAUGGUGGUGUCGUUUGAUAAUGCUCAUUCGAAUGGUGUUCAGUGUCCAUGA
This is a messenger RNA of Orbilia oligospora ATCC 24927, 966 nucleotides long. RefSeq lists its product as uncharacterized. The transcript has 6 exons. The record is from RefSeq and is a predicted model, not a curated record. Gene Ontology annotation, molecular function: signaling receptor activity. The coding region runs from base 1 to 966 and encodes 321 amino acids. Gene Ontology annotation, cellular component: membrane. NCBI's taxonomy places the organism in Eukaryota, Fungi, Ascomycota, Orbiliomycetes, Orbiliales, Orbiliaceae.